Messenger RNA from Dentiscutata heterogama, 705 nucleotides. Lineage: Eukaryota; Fungi; Glomeromycota; Glomeromycetes; Diversisporales; Gigasporaceae. The record is from the annotation of a GenBank genome assembly.
GAUAAAAUACCCUUCGAUAGUACAUUUAAUGCUGAUUUUUUAGACGUCGAUAAGUGUCUAGGAACAUAUCAUGUAGAUAACUUUGUGCCAGCAUCAUUUAGCUUGACUCAGAUUAUGCCUGGAUGGAAUGAAGAAGUCUUAAAACAAAGUCCUAACGAAUUCAAUACGCAAAUUAAAAAGGCUGACGAAGAUCUUGAAAAGCUUUUGACGUCAUCACUGCCUCAUAUAGAAAUACAUUCUGAAGCAAUCUAUUCCAGAAGACGAUUCACUCCUUUAAGUAUUACGAGUUCUUAUAAAAUAAUUAAUUGUCAAGAUAUUCAAAGAAAGGAGAAUGUAGAUUAUGUUGAAAAAGAUAAUCGAAAGACGUCGCCUCAUAUCAAGAUACAGCCUGAUGCAAUAUUUAAUAGAAGACAAUCUAUUCCUUUAACCAUGACUAGUCCUGAUAAAAAGAUUAAUCAUUUAGAUAAACAAGAAAAUGUUGAAAGUUCACUCGUUCUACAAGAUGUAAUUAAUAUUGAACAAGAUAAUGGAAAGAUAUCUACUCGCGUUGAAAUACAUUCCAAAACAGUAUUUAAUAAAAGUCGAUUGGUUUUUUUAAAAAUCGAAAAUUCUAGUGAAAAACGUAACCAAUUAGGUAAUAAUUAUUUCUUUAGUGAAAUUGUCAUAAAUGGUUAUUUUAAUAUUUUAACGCUAGUAAUAUCGUAA